AUGGCGGAUCACCACCUACUUCACACCCCUUCCCCCUCGAACGAUCUCAAGCUCAGAGGCAGAGCUGAGCACGAGCCACCAAACAAGGCCCUCAUCAAGAUCCUCAGGAUCAGACGCAUCGUACAUGCCUUCGUCUCCAAGCACGCCGGCCGCGUCGCCAUGGCGCUGGAUGGAGCGAGGGCGAUGCUCCUGGACCUUCUAAGCAAGAAGCAGGCUGCAGGCGUCGAGACGAGGAGGAAGAUCAAGAGGAAGCAGAGGGGGGAGACGAACAACAAGGAUCCACCCUGCUGCAUUUGCGGCUGUGCUGAAAUGCACCUCAACCUGCUCCCGCCGUCAUGGUCAUCGUCGUCGUCCAAGACGACGGCCGUCCUGGAGCCGCUUGAACCCGGGUUAUUACACUAUUCCUACUAUGAUCCGUCCUGGAACACGGAGAUCCCUCCUGAGCUGCAGCUGCCACCAAUCGCCGGGUAUCUCGAGAGGCCUGACGAAGAGUAUGGAAUAACGGAAGACGCUGAGGACGGCGAGGAAGAUGGUGGGGGUUACCAUGAGAUUGAUAGCCUUGCAGAGAGGUUCAUCGCGAGGUGUCAUGAGAGGUUCAUGCUGGAGAAGCAGGAGUCAUACCGGAGGUACCAGGAGAUGCUGGCUAGAACCAUGCAGUUGACUGAAAUGACAUAA
Messenger RNA from Miscanthus lutarioriparius, 675 nucleotides. The record is from the annotation of a GenBank genome assembly. NCBI's taxonomy places the organism in Eukaryota, Viridiplantae, Streptophyta, Magnoliopsida, Poales, Poaceae.